Messenger RNA from Monopterus albus (swamp eel), 2104 nucleotides. Its product is annotated as E3 ubiquitin-protein ligase pellino homolog 2. Gene Ontology annotation, molecular function: protein binding; ubiquitin protein ligase activity. NCBI's taxonomy places the organism in Eukaryota, Metazoa, Chordata, Actinopteri, Synbranchiformes, Synbranchidae. Gene Ontology annotation, biological process: regulation of Toll signaling pathway; protein polyubiquitination. The transcript is spliced from 7 exons. The coding region runs from base 323 to 1615 and encodes 430 amino acids. The record is from RefSeq and is a predicted model, not a curated record.
UGUUUCGAACCCCCCCACCCACGGAAUAUGGUACGCGCCACUCCCUGCCGUUAGCCGUUGUUGUAUCCUACGCUGAACAUUUUUGUCGCGAUACAAACUAGCUACACACUGGCACUAAAGACGGAAAGAUGCUCCGUAACGGGAUUAAAUCAAUAAAACAAUCAGCAAGAAGUCUGCCAGAACUUUGCCCAACUAUGGCCAAACUUUAAUAAACUACAACACAAAUCACUUCCCUACAGUUUCGAGUGUGUUAGCAUUGUUUUUAUCUUACCACUGUUGCCAUUGGACGGGUUUUUUUUCUCUUCUGGAGCAGUCCAGUCUGAUGAAUUCGCCGAAAAAAGACGGGGAUGAUGAUGUUCCCGUUAAAGACCCGGUAAAAUACGGGGAACUUGUCGUUUUGGGGUACAAUGGCUCUCUUCCAAGUGGAGACCGUGGGCGCAGAAAGAGCCGCUUUGCUCUGUACCGAAGGGCCAAGGCCAACGGUGUCAAGCCCAGUGCUGUGCACAUCCUCAACACGCCACAGGACAGCAAGGCUGUGCACAGCAGGGGGCAGCACAGCAUCUCUUUCACUCUGUCCCGUAACCAGACAGUGGUGGUGGAGUACUGCCAUGACAACAACACAGACAUGUUCCAGAUCGGACGCUCCACGGAAAGUCCCAUUGACUUUGUGGUGACAGACACCUCCGGAAGUGGAAAGGAGGGGGAGGACCCCUCCAUUGCUCCUAGCACCAUCUCACGGUUUGCCUGCAGAGUGGUCUGUGAACGCAACCCGCCGUACACUGCACGCAUUUACGCUGCAGGCUUUGACUCUUCCAAAAAUAUCUUCCUAGGGGAGAAAGCAACCAAAUGGAAAAACCCUGAUGGUCAUAUGGAUGGCCUGACCACCAAUGGCGUGCUAGUGAUGCACCCUGUGGGUUUCCCAGAGGACCCCAGGCAGGGACUGUGGAGGGAAAUCUCAGUCUGCGGUGAUGUCUACGCCCUGCGAGAGACACGUUCUGGACCAAGCCGAGGCAAACUGGUGCAUGCUGAGGGUGAGAGCAGUGCACUGCGUGACGGCUCCCUGGUUGACCUGUGUGGUGCCACCCUGCUGUGGCGUACUGGUGAAGGGCUCAUGCGUGCCCCCACCCUGCGUCACCUAGAGGCGCUUCGGCAAGAGCUUAAUGCAUCCCGGCCCCAGUGUCCUGUAGGCCUCAGCACACUGGCCUUCCCCAGCCUGCCACGCAGCCACAGCCUUGAAGAACGUCAGCCCUGGGUCUACCUCACCUGCGGCCAUGUCCAUGGACGCCACGACUGGGGCCAGAGGUCUGAGGGAGAGGAGGAGCCAGCAGAGGUCGAGGGCUCCAUGGCCCGCCGAGAAUGUCCAUUGUGCAGGAGCGUAGGUCCCUACGUGCCCCUGUGGCUGGGCUGUGAGCCUGCUGUGUACGUGGACGCUGGAGCUCCUACUCAUGCUUUUGUGCCAUGCGGCCACGUCUGCUCUGAGAAGACAGCAAAAUACUGGGCCGAGACCCCGCUGCCCCAUGGGACCCAUGACUUCAAACCUGUCUGCCCCUUCUGCUCCGCUGCCCUCAGCUCCCCUGGCUGGACGCGGCUCAUCUUCCAGGGCCCCAUCGACUAGACACUUCAACACAGCAAUCACUAGCACAAUAACAGAAAAAUGCCUGAGCUUCAUUCAUGUUGCAAACGUUGAUCGGUAUGGAAAGGUAAUCAAUUAGUGCUUAACAUAGUUUUUCCGUUAUUAAAGAGUGCGUAUUUUACUCUCACAUUUUGAGUGUACAACGAAGACUGUCCAACGCUGUUACUGAAUGCAGCUGGCUGCUGAUGAUUCCUUCCCCUUGUUUAUCCUUCAGUCCUUGUUAAUUGGUAACAAAAGGAUAGGUGAUUAAAAUAAGUAAUAAUCAAACAUCCUCAGAUGCAGCACCAGAGCUUAAAUGAUUCUCCUUGUCCUAUCUCAAACAGUCAUUUUGACUCGAUUCUCAAGCGACGCGGCCUUCUAAUAAUUAGACUGUCAUGAGAAACAUCCACACCCAAGUACUUAAUUGCCUUUUUCAGAAACUGUAAGAAAUGACAAGUAGCUUUUGCACAUAUGAAAGAAAUGCCCUUUUCU